GGUCUUCAAAAAUGUUAAUCAUCCUGAUCCAAGCUCUCAUCUGCAUCACAUCAGCAUCAUCCCUAAAAAUCAACUGUGACUACAAGUUCAGCAGCUGGACAACAUUUGAACGUUCAUUCAUCUGCGACGUAGCAAAUGAUCCGAAAAUAAUUGAAGAAAAUACAAAAAUUGAUGAAGUCAACAAAGUCGAGCCAGUCGUGGGCUUCUCAAUUUCAUAUAAAACUUGUCACUUCUUCCCACAAAACAUUGACAAAUUUUUCAAAAAUUUAACAAUUUUGGAAAUUCACUCGACAGACCUUCAAGAAAUAAAACAGCAUGACUUGAAACCAUUUACAAAAUUGAAGGGGCUGUUCCUGUCAAAUAAUUCAAUUCACAUAAUUGAGAAGAAUAUUUUCAAAUUUAAUCCAGACCUGCAAGUUAUUUGGCUGAAUAUGAAUCCACUAAAAUACAUGAAUCCGAAUGUUUUUGAUCAUUUAAUUGGAAUUAAGUCAUUAAACUUCGUUGGCGGUGUCUACUCGAUGGGAUAUGCUUUAACACCUGAAACAGUUCCAAUGACAAUUUUACACAUGAAAGAAAUUUUCAGUUUUCCGUCAGUCUUGUGGACUGACAAUCAGGAAUUGACAAAUGAGCUGCACAAAGCUAAACUUUUAUUUGAAAUCUCAGCAGUUUUUAAUGUUUUGAUGAUUUUGGUACUUUUAUGGAUGUUUGCGAGCUGGAUUGUUGUUAAGUGCAAGAGAAACAAUCGUGUUGGACAUGACGAGUCAAAGACUUCAUUUUCAUUCUUUGAAAUGAGCAGCAUUCGAGAACGGCUGCAGACUUGCAAUUUUAAUUAAAAUAUUUCCCAAAAAGUUUCUCAAAUUAAUUAAAAAUACUUAAGCUUUAAAACUUUAUUAAAAC
Molecule: messenger RNA, 897 nt
Organism: Chironomus riparius
Lineage: Eukaryota; Metazoa; Arthropoda; Insecta; Diptera; Chironomidae
Source: the annotation of a GenBank genome assembly